Messenger RNA from Ciona intestinalis (vase tunicate), 1916 nucleotides. NCBI's taxonomy places the organism in Eukaryota, Metazoa, Chordata, Ascidiacea, Phlebobranchia, Cionidae. The record is from RefSeq and is a predicted model, not a curated record.
AUUAUGUUUACCAUAUUUUUAGAUAUUAUAGUUGAUACAUCAAUGUUAGUAGAAUGGCUGCAGCUGAAAAGAAACCAGAAUCAAGUUUAGUAACUGAAGGAAAAGCCUCAAUAAUCUUCCCGAGUGCUAACAGUGUGUUUUAUAAUCCUGUUCAGGAGUUUAACAGAGAUAUCACAAUCGCAGCAAUCACAGAGUUUAUUAAAGAAAAGUUGAAGAAAAACAAAAUUAACGCCGUUGAAUUUGGUCGUGAAGAUGCCGCGUCAGUUAUUUCAUUGAACGAAGAUGAAACGGAAGAAAAGAUUUACCCGGGGGAAAAAUAUGAGGAAGGAGUUACGAUCCUCGAAGCGUUAUCGGCCACCGGAUUACGAUCGGUUCGUUUUGCCAAAGAACUUCCCGGCGUUAAGAGGAUCGUGGCAAACGAUUUGUCACAUGACGCAUUCCAGUUGAUCGAGCGCAACAUCAAACACAACGAAGUCGGACACCUAGUGGAAGCGAACUUGGGAGAUGCAACGACAUUCAUGUAUUCGAACCGUGGUAAAUUGAAAGAGUUCGACGUGAUUGAUAUUGACCCUUAUGGGAGCGCGGCUUGUUUCCUGGACGCUGCCGUGCAAGCUGUUAAACCGGGUGGUUUACUAUGCGUCACUUGUACCGAUAUGGCCGUAAUGGCCGGCAACUUCCCUGGAACUUGUUGGGCUAAAUAUCAAUCAGUUCCGCUCAAGUCUAAAGCUUGUCAUGAACAGGCGUUACGGAUCGUGCUGGGUUCGAUUUCUUCCCACGCUGCUCGUUAUUCUCGCUACAUCGUCCCCCUGUUGUCACUUAGUGUGGAUUUCUAUGUUCGUAUAUUCAUGCAGGUUCAUUAUAAACCAAGUAUUGCGCAACAAGCAUCAAGUAAACAGAUCAAGAUAUAUCGCUGCGUUGGAUGUGGUUCGUUGCAUCAACAGAACAUAGUGGAUGUUAAAGGGACAGAGAAAAACCCCACCUACUUUGCAAGUGUCGGUCCCCCUGUUGAUGAACGAUGCGUCGAGUGCAAUCAUAGAUUUAAGAUUGGGGGACCGUACUGGGGAGCAGCCAUGCAUGACCAAGAUUUUGUUCGUAGAAUUUUAACAUCGGUGAAAAAUUUUCCUAAAAGAUUUGGAACUUCUGAACGAAUCAUAGGAAUGUUGACCAUGGUUGCUGAGGAAUUACCGGAUGUUCCUUUUUAUUACAUCACUGAUGAACUCUCGAUGACCUUGCGUUGUGGUUCGCCGUCAGCUAAACUAAUCAGAUCCGCCAUAUUAAACUCAGGUUACAGAGUCUCCUCGUUCCAUGGAAGAGUAAACUCAAUAAAGACGGACGCCCCGUCUACAUUUAUAUGGGAUGUGAUGCGUACGUGGGGCAAAAGUCAAAACAUAAAGACGGAAAAAUUGAAAGAAGAUUCUGCGGCGAAAUUUAUUCUUAACAAAGCGAUUGUGACGAAAAAAAUAGAUUUUACCGACCACAAAGAAGCUGACCCCGUGUCGAAGGUCAAAGGAAUAACCAGGUUUCCCGAGUUGCCUGCUAACUGGGGACCCAAGGCUCGCGCGAAGACAAACAAAGACGGUAAAGUUGAAAUAUCGAACGAUUUAAAAGAAAGGAGCAAAAAAUUUCAAGGAAAAAGAAACAAAAAGUUGACAGAGGAAUCGGAGUCAAAGAAAAUAAAACUUUGAGAAUUUUAGGAAAUUGUUUAAAUUUUGUUGGGAGGAAAUAAACAAAACAUACUAAAUUGUUUUUCUUAGCGUUGUGUUUAAUUUUAUGCAUCGUGUUUCAAGGUGUGUAGUAGUAAAAAGUCUAAGGCGGCAUAUUUUGAUACUGGAGAUGAUUGUCAGGGUUUUUAAUCUAUGUUACGGAAACCCUGACAUGUGUCACAGCGUUAUUAUUGUUAGGGAAAAUAGUUAAAU